Bactrocera neohumeralis is the source of this 2298-nucleotide messenger RNA. Its product is annotated as elastin. Gene Ontology annotation, cellular component: extracellular region. Gene Ontology annotation, molecular function: chitin binding. The transcript is spliced from 3 exons. The coding region runs from base 708 to 1943 and encodes 411 amino acids. The record is from RefSeq and is a predicted model, not a curated record. NCBI's taxonomy places the organism in Eukaryota, Metazoa, Arthropoda, Insecta, Diptera, Tephritidae.
AGUUGAGGCUUAUGUACAUACACACAAAUACAUAUGCCUGUAUAGUUAUGCUUGCAGCCAUGUGCCCAGGGGAUUGAUAAAAAAUCACAUAUCGUAAAUUCGACAAAGAUGCAACAAACAGCCAGCGUAAUGCAAAACACACCAACAACUGCAACUGCAUAGCGAACAAUGUAGCGAAAAACAAUAAACACCAAUGUAAUCAAUCAGUUGUAGUGCCAACUAACGAAUUGUAUAACAGCUGAGUGUUCUUUCUACACAAUUAGAAUGGAAAUAGAAUUUGUAUAGUUUGCUGUGGAAUUUUAUGCUAUUUCCAGCUCCAAUCUUAUGAGGCUUCUCUGUGGAGACCACAGCGCUAGCGCUCCAGCAAACUGUUGGUGGAUGAGAUGAGCGUUUGCAAGCGGCAAAAAUGUAUUUGAUGGUAUAAAAAGGGCUGCAACUCGGAGAGCCAUGCACACAAAUGCAAUGUCAGUUGGUCGAUCGGUCGGCUGGUGUUCAAACAUUUCAUAUUGACCAGGCAAAUAAUAGUUGCGUAUACGCCGUGUGGUAAAGUGUGAAAGUUAAACUGUGUUCAAUCGGUUGUAUAUUAGUGAACAGAGUUGACUUAAAAUAAUUAACAAAAUAUAAAUAAAAUAAAUAAAAUUCUUUGAAAGUUACUUAUUCUGAAAAAUAAUUUUGGGCUGCUUCACUGCUUCAGAAACGUGGCGAAUAUGUUGAAAAUAUUUAAUUAUUUAGGAAUUUCGCUUUUUCUAUUCAGCACGUGUGCCCAGGCGCAAAGUGGUUACAACUAUGCACGCCCUGAAAUUGCGAACGCCGGUGGUGGCGGAGUUGGCAGCUCAAAUGUCUUGCGCCCGAUAGUGCCCGUCGGCAGCAACGCCUUGGCCGCCACACCGACUUCGCCUCUGGGCUUCCCAUCCACCGCUGGCACAGCUUAUGGCGGCACCGGCGGCGCUGCGACUGCACCUUUCUCCGGCUUCGGGACGCAGCCGUCAGCGUUAGGUGCCACUGGACAAGGCCCGUAUACAGGUGCUACAAACGCUGCGACAUUACAAACUGGCAGUGGUUUCAACGCGGGUAAGCGCCCUAUUUUGGCGUCACAACAACGCGGCGGUGGUGGAGGCGUAUUCGGUGGUGGUCUGACGAGCAUUACAAGCGGUCAGUCGGCAUACGGUAAUACACCACGCGUUUCGGGACUUAACGAUGUGGACUAUAGUGGCGAAGGUGAUUAUUCCGCCAUACCGGGUGUACCAGCCGUUGAUUAUCCCAUAUAUGCGGAGGUGCCACAAACCAAUUUCGAUUGCGCACAGCAACUGCCUGGUUAUUACUCGGACGUUGAAGCGCAGUGCCAAGUAUUUCACAUUUGCGCACUCAAUCGCACCUACUCUUUCCUCUGUCCGAAUGGCACGAUCUUUAGUCAGGAGACCCUCGUGUGCGUGUGGUGGAAUCAAUUUGAAUGCGGAACGGCGCCUGCUCUAUAUGCCAACAAUGCUUACAUAUAUGAUUAUGGUAGCGAACAACGCACUGCAGGCGCUUACAGCGGUACUGGGGGCGGCGCAGCAUUAGGAGCACGCCAAUCGCCCAGUUAUCCAGGCGCAGCUAGUAGCAGCAGCUUACGUGCUACAAGCCCUACAUUGCCCUCUGCUGGUGGUAUUUUCGGUGCUGCCAAUCUACGUCCCACCGCUUUCGGCGCGAUCCCUAGCACAGUGACUCCAGUGCCAUCGACUGCGGGCUACAAUGCAAAUACUGGUCGCUUUCCUACUGGCUCGCCAGCCGGCGGGCAGGCCUUCAAUACUGCCGUUGCACCGAUUGCAGUCGCGCAGUCUACGUAUGGACCCGGUGGUGUUGGUGUCGGCGGCGGUGGCAGUGUGCCGGCAGGCGGUAGCAACGCUAACGCAAAUAGCAAUCGUGAAUAUUUGCCACCAUCGCAACAGCAGCGACGUCCCUAAAUCUACGCCUUUAUUGAGUAGUAUAUAAAAAUCAACCUUCUGUAAUAUUAAAGACCACUGGCAUCUGUACCCGGCUUAUGCUGUCCUUACUCUCAUCCACCCGUACUACUGUUUACGUUGUACACCUUAGUUUAAUCACUUAUACAUUGACCCAUUUAUAUAAUAGUAAUUAAGUAUUCAUUAUCCCAUCCAGCUCAUACUUAAUACUUCAACACUAUUCUCUUCAAAGGCAUGCCUGUUUUCGCUCACCUUCUACGGUUUCCUACCCUUAGUUCGCUUCAUUAAUAAAUAUAAUUACUAGAACGAUUUUACAUAUUUUUUACAAAAUAAAGUAUUCAUGAAAAUACAUUUUAAA